Bufo bufo (common toad) is the source of this 2230-nucleotide messenger RNA. RefSeq names its product zinc finger protein 436-like. The transcript is spliced from 6 exons. Lineage: Eukaryota; Metazoa; Chordata; Amphibia; Anura; Bufonidae. The record is from RefSeq and is a predicted model, not a curated record. The coding region runs from base 5 to 2230 and encodes 741 amino acids.
GAGGAUGAUGGGCGAUCCCCCGUGUAAGAGUGAGGUGGAGGAGGACAUUCCAGGAGAUGUCACCACAGAAAACCCCAGUAAAAAUUGUAAUGGAAAUGUUAUAUUGUUACUAAAUUAUAAAGCAGAAGAUGAAGAUAUCAUGCUGCACUCUUCAAGAGAAAGCCUCAUUACCCUUACUGUACCUCCAGGACUAUCAAAUAUUAUCCCUAACCAUGAUGACCAUAAUUCUGAGGAAAACAUAAUGUUAUCACUAACUUAUAAAGCAGAAGAUGAAGAUAUCAUGCCAUGCUCUUCCAGAGAAAACCUCAUUACACUUAAUGUACAUCCAGGACUCUACAGUACAGAUCUGUCAAAUAAUCCCUUUAAUCAUGAGGAACCUUCUCCUGACCAAUCACAAUCACAGAUUGUUACCACAAGUACAGGCCAGAAAGGAGGUAAAAGGUACCAGUGUGGUAAAAAGUUGAAAAAAACAUCAAACUUUUCUACACAUGGAAGAAUUCACACAAGGGAGAGGCGAUACUGCUGUUCAGAAUGUGGGAAGUGCUUCACAAAGAAAUCACAUCUUGUUACACAUGAGAGAAUUCACACAGGAGAGAAGCCGUAUUCCUGUUCAGAAUGUGGGAAGUGUUUUAGAGAUAAAUCGCAUCUUGUUAGACAUGAGAGAAGUCACACAGGAGAGAGGCCAUAUUCCUGUUCAGAAUGCUUUAAGUGCUACUCAGCGAGUUCAAGUCUUGUUAGACAUCAGCGAGUUCAUACAGGAGAGAAGCCAUUUGCAUGUUUAGAAUGUUUGAAGUGCUUCUCAUUUAAAUCAAGUCUUGUUAGACAUAGGCAAAGUCACAUAGGAGACAAGCGGCAUUCGUGUUCAGAAUGUGGGAAAUUGUUUAUAGAGCGAGCACAACUUGUGAGACAUGAGAGAAUUCACACAGGAGAGAAGACUUAUUCAUGUUCAGAAUGUGGGAAAUGGUUUAUAGAGCGAGCAAAACUUGUGAGACAUGAGAGAAUUCACACAGGAGAGAAGCCUUAUUCAUGUUCAGAAUGUGGGAAAUGUUUUACAAAUAAAGUAAGUCUUGUUACACAUGAGAGAGGUCACAAGGGAGAGAAACCAUUUUCAUGUUCAGAAUGUGGGAAAUGUUUUAUAGAUAAAUCACAUCUAGGUACACAUUUGAGAACUCACACAGGAGUGAAGCCAUAUUCAUGUUCAGAAUGUGGGAAAUGUGGCAUCAGGUCCACCUUUCUUCCCCCUAUGCCGGCGGGCUCGGCCAUCGACCUCUUUCAUAAAAGAGUACUUAGGGACGUACGUGCACUGAUUUACCCGGUUGCACCACCUAACAUUACUCGAGAGGAGAAGGCAGCGUUACGUUGGCUCACUGGCCUCGAUGAUGUCGUGAUUAAGCCCGCCGACAAGGACGGAAAUGUGGUCCUGAUGACCAAGGCCUUUUACUUGGAGGAAGCUUCCAGGCAGUACGCCCAUCUCUAUCUGCGGUAUGUGGACGAUGUGUUCCUGGUCUGGUCGGGCAGCGAAGACCUGUGUAGGCAAUUUGUGCAAUAUAUGAAUGACACCAAUAAAAUGAACAUGAAGUUCACCCUCAACCUUGGUGGCAAUAGUCUAGAUUUUCUGGACGUGAAGGUCACCGUGGUUGAUGGCACCUUGCAGACCACAGGUUUUCGCAAGCCUACCGCAACUAAUUCGCUGCUCCACCAGACCAGUUUCCAUCCCCCUACCAUUAAGGAGGACAUCCCCUUUGGGCAGUUCAUACGCCUCCGUAGGAUUAAUAGUACUGACGAAAACUACUUUAGGCAGGCCCACCAACUUAAGGACAGGCUGCUUGAAAGGGGCUACUCCAGAAGGGACGUGAUCGACGCGUUGCAUCGAGCAGCUCUUCGUCCCUGGCAUAGUCUCCUCAAUGACCAGGUUCAAAACGAUAACCAAGACAGGUUCACGUUUAUUUUUAAAUUUAGUCCAGCUGCAGAUAUUGUGAAGCGAGCAGUGCUAAGUAACUGGGACCUUUUGAAAGAGGUGGUCAUCAGUAUGCAGGAGGUGCGGGGAGCAAUGCUGUACUCACCUCUCAUUGGUGGUCUUCCGGCCGACAUCCAUUCACAGUACAGCACGGACCGGAAAAAAACCAGGGAGCAUCGAGUGGCAGUGCCGCAGGAAGCAGGAGAGAAAAUAAAAAAGAACUCGCCUUCUCCAUUUGAUCGCGCCACAGUGAACAGUGUGGCCAUCAAAUAG